Messenger RNA from Paramecium octaurelia, 1059 nucleotides. NCBI's taxonomy places the organism in Eukaryota, Ciliophora, Oligohymenophorea, Peniculida, Parameciidae. The record is from the annotation of a GenBank genome assembly.
AAUACAAAUGUAGCUUUAAGUUAAAUGCAACGAUCAAUCAUGGACAUUCAGAAGACCCCUGUCAAAACUCACCAUGAAAAAAAUACUAAAAAGACUUCCCUAUAGGAUAUCUAAUCUCCCCAAUAUGUUCACCUUCCAAUAUUUAGACUUUGAUGGAGAUAUGAUUGAUGUCACAUGUGAUGCUGACUUAUAGACUAUUAGGGAAUGCCAGUUCUUCAACGAAGUAGUCACAUUGUAAUUAUUUGUUCACUUAUUCUAGAUAUGUACAACAAGCAAAACAAGGUGGUUUUAAGAAAGAAUAAGUAGGUCAUAGAAGAGAAAACAGAAAAGACCAUAUUAAAGAAAUAGUGAACCAAAGAGUUAUGGAACUAAUCCCUGAGAUUACUAAGCAAGUCAAACUAUCAAUUGCAGCUGAUGAUGUUUAAAAAUAGAUUGAAACAUUAUCAAUUAACAAUACAACCAACGUCGAAGUCAAGGAUGUUAAAAAAGUAGUCCACGAGAGAGUAGCUUGCGAUGGUUGUGAAAUGUUCCCCAUUGUAGGAACCAGAUACAAAGUAAAUUAUUCAAAUUAUAAUCUAGUGUGCAGUAUGUAAGGACUUUGACUUAUGCGAGAAAUGCGAAGAUCUAGGAACCCAUGAACAUGCUAUGUUAAAAAUUAGAAAUCCAGGAUAGGCUCCUUCAAUUAUCAUAACAGCUAUUGUAUUUAAUUAUUUAAAUAUCCAGGGUGACAAACCAGACUUGUUAUAGGAAAAUAACCUAAGAAACUAUAUGAAUUCGGCUUACUAAUCAUUCUAAUCAAUAACUUAAUCAACACCUGUCCCAUUCCCCUUAGAUAUUUCCUCAAUCUAAAAAGAACAAUUAUAAACUCCUGAAUCAAUUAUUUAUAGAUCUACUAAUCCUAUCGUUGUUGAGUUGUGUGAAUUAUUGGGAGUCAGACCUGAAGUGGCUGAAACAUUGUUGGAAUUAUUCCCCAAUCAAGGCGCUAAGGAAAUUAUGGAAAUCAUUGGAGAUGACGUAGAAUACUUGAAUUCCCUUCAAAGAUCAACCAUUUGAUAUAUU